Python bivittatus (Burmese python) is the source of this 4879-nucleotide messenger RNA. RefSeq names its product exportin 1 (gene XPO1). The record is from RefSeq and is a predicted model, not a curated record. Gene Ontology annotation, biological process: ribosomal large subunit export from nucleus; protein export from nucleus; ribosomal small subunit export from nucleus. Gene Ontology annotation, molecular function: small GTPase binding; nuclear export signal receptor activity. Gene Ontology annotation, cellular component: cytoplasm; nucleus. Lineage: Eukaryota; Metazoa; Chordata; Lepidosauria; Squamata; Pythonidae.
GUUUUCCCCCGCCCCUCCCGCACGCUCGGAGGCGCCAUGGGCUGAAAACUAAACCGAGAUGGAAUCUCCCAGUCUGAACCGGUUUGAGCCGGUUCCGAGUCUGUGGCACUAGAGGAGGAGGAGCGGGAAGAGCGGAAGGAGAAGCACCAGCAACGAAGGAAAGCAAGAGCCGGGGGGGAAACGAAAGAGCGAGUGAGAGCGAGGGGGGAUUGUGUCCGAGAGAAAGAAAAGCAGUCGCCCCACGCACUCGGCUCCUUUGCCGCCUUUACCGUGUGGGGAGGGGCGGGCGAGCGAGGGAGGAGGAACUGCCGGAGGGCGCGCGUGUGCGAGGAAGCAGAGCGGGGUUCAUUAAGCGCAGGAGUGGAUUGGCAGGAGGAGAAGCAGAGGGGUUUAAAAUAGAGAGAAGGGACGGGGCUAGGUAUGGAAGCGAACUGAGGGAAAAGCAGCCCGUGCGUUGUGGGAGCGUGAGGAAAGAAAGGGGGAGGCAGCCCAGCCAGAGACUGACCGUCUGACUGACUCCCGAGAGCGGGGUGGUGAAAAGUGCUUCUGAGUUUUUAAAAAUCUAUUUAGAGACUCCCAAACAGGCGUGGGGGUCACCUAAGUGAGCAUUUUAUAGCCUCCCCACCUAUUUAAUUUUGGAGUGGGAAGGAGCGUGGUGUGGGUGUGUUGUAGGCCCCUGAACCCUCCCCCAAAUUGGCAGAUCUCCCUCAACUUCAGUGUUCAGCGUGGCUGUAUACCUGUAUAAGGCAGUGAAGGAGGGUUCUUAAAAUCACUGUGUUUUAAUAAAUGAAAAGUAUUGUUUAUGUGAAGGGGGUUUAGGAACGCCCCCUACAACUUAAGGCUUUAAGGAAAGGGCGGGAGAGGGAAACCGAUAGAGAGUUGCUUCUUGCCUGGAAGACGUGCCUCGAAUCAAAUCGCACCCCCCGUGUGUCUUUUUCGGGGUGGUUGGAAAAGGGGGUGAAUCUUGGGUGCACAUUUGAAUGGACGGUCAAGCCCUGUUUUUUUGUAUGGGCGAAUUUGUAACUUUGAGUUUAAGAAACAGAAAGUGAUUUGUGUGUUAUUGCCCUCUCGGCCCCUUUUUUGUAAUUCACCUUUCUUUCCAUCCCCAUUUGCUAGUAAGUCGGAGAGCUGGGGGGAGGGGUGGGUGGGUUUGAAUGACUUUUGGACUGCGUAUGAAAAGAGAAAGAUACCUUCCUUUUGUAUCUGUGUUGCGGGGAGUUGAAAAGGAAGGAAGGCUGGACAGAUCUCUUCACUCCUCCUCCUCGUGCUUUUUGGCUUUGCUUGGAUUUCUUUUUUUUUUUUUUUUAACUGCUCCUCUCCACUACUUGCCUCUCUAGAAGAAGUAGUUGUGAUACUCAAUUAGUAAUCUAUGCCAGCAAUUAUGACAAUGUUAGCAGACCAUGCAGCACGGCAGCUGCUGGAUUUCAACCAGAAAUUGGAUAUAAAUCUGUUGGAUAAUGUGGUGAACUGCCUGUAUCAUGGAGAAGGAGCCCAGCAAAGGAUGGCACAGGAGGUCCUGACUCACUUAAAGGAACACCCUGAUGCAUGGACAAGAGUUGAUACUAUUUUGGAAUUCUCUCAGAAUAUGAACACCAAAUAUUAUGGCCUGCAGAUCUUGGAAAAUGUGAUAAAAACAAGGUGGAAGAUCCUUCCAAGAAACCAAUGUGAAGGUAUCAAAAAGUAUGUUGUUGGCUUAAUUAUCAAGACCUCCUCUGAUCCAUCGUGUGUUGAAAAAGAGAAAGUAUACAUUGGGAAAUUGAAUAUGAUUCUUGUUCAGAUACUAAAACAAGAAUGGCCAAAACAUUGGCCAACAUUCAUCAGCGAUAUUGUUGGGGCCAGCAGAACAAGUGAAAGCCUUUGCCAGAACAACAUGGUUAUCUUAAAACUACUGAGUGAAGAAGUUUUUGAUUUUUCCAGUGGACAAAUAACUCAAGUGAAAGCCAAACAUUUAAAGGACAGCAUGUGCAAUGAAUUCUCACAGAUAUUUCAGCUGUGUCAAUUUGUGAUGGAAAACUCUCAAAAUGCUCCUCUCGUUCAUGCAACAUUGGAAACUUUGCUUCGAUUUCUCAACUGGAUUCCACUGGGCUAUAUUUUUGAGACCAAAUUAAUCAGUACGUUAAUAUACAAAUUUUUAAAUGUUCCUAUGUUCCGAAAUGUGUCUUUGAAGUGCCUGACAGAAAUUGCUGGUGUCAGUGUAAGUCAGUAUGAGGAACAAUUUGUCACACUCUUUACUUUAACCAUGAUGCAGUUGAAACAGAUGCUUCCUUUGAACACCAAUAUUCGGCUAGCAUACUCCAAUGGAAAAGAUGAUGAACAGAAUUUCAUUCAGAAUCUCAGCUUGUUUCUCUGUACCUUUUUAAAAGAGCAUGGUCAACUUAUAGAAAAACGUUUAAAUCUGAGAGAGACAUUAAUGGAAGCUCUCCAUUACAUGUUGCUGGUAUCUGAAGUGGAAGAGACUGAAAUCUUCAAGAUUUGUCUGGAGUAUUGGAAUCAUCUGGCUGCUGAAUUAUAUAGAGAGAGUCCAUUUUCAACAUCAGCUUCUCCAUUGCUGUCAGGCACUCAGCAUUUUGAUGUUCCCCCCAGGAGACAACUUUAUUUGCCUGUUCUGUCUAAGGUGCGAUUGUUGAUGGUUAGCCGCAUGGCAAAACCAGAAGAAGUACUUGUUGUAGAAAAUGAUCAAGGGGAAGUUGUUCGAGAAUUUAUGAAAGAUACAGACUCUAUCAACUUAUACAAGAACAUGAGGGAAACACUAGUUUAUCUUACCCAUCUGGAUUAUGCAGAUACUGAACGAAUAAUGACAGAGAAGCUUCACAAUCAAGUAAAUGGUACUGAAUGGUCAUGGAAAAAUCUUAACACCCUAUGUUGGGCUAUAGGUUCAAUAAGUGGAGCAAUGCAUGAAGAAGAUGAGAAGAGGUUUCUUGUAACAGUAAUAAAGGAUCUUCUUGGACUCUGUGAGCAAAAGCGAGGAAAAGAUAAUAAAGCUAUUAUUGCAUCAAAUAUAAUGUACAUAGUAGGACAAUAUCCAAGAUUUUUGAGAGCCCACUGGAAAUUUCUGAAGACUGUCGUCAACAAGCUGUUUGAAUUUAUGCAUGAAACUCAUGAUGGUGUCCAGGACAUGGCUUGUGAUACUUUUAUAAAAAUAGCACAAAAAUGUCGAAGGCACUUUGUUCAAGUCCAAGUUGGAGAGGUAAUGCCAUUUAUUGAUGAGAUCCUGAACAAUAUUAACACAAUUAUUUGUGAUCUUCAGCCACAACAGGUGCAUACUUUUUAUGAAGCAGUUGGAUACAUGAUUGGCGCUCAGACUGACCAGACGGUACAAGAACAUUUGAUAGAGAAAUACAUGUUACUCCCUAAUCAAGUAUGGGACAGCAUAAUUCAGCAAGCUACAAAAAAUGUUGAUAUUCUUAAAGACUCUGAAACAGUUAAGCAGUUGGGGAGUAUCCUGAAAACUAAUGUGAGGGCAUGUAAAGCUGUUGGGCAUCCAUUUGUGAUUCAGCUUGGAAGAAUCUACUUAGAUAUGCUGAAUGUGUAUAAGUGCCUAAGUGAAAACAUUUCUGCAGCUAUUCAAGCAAAUGGUGAAAUGGUUACAAAGCAACCUCUGAUUAGAAGUAUGAGAACAGUAAAAAGGGAAACUUUAAAACUCAUUUCUGGUUGGGUGAGCAGAUCUAAUGAUCCUCAGAUGGUAGCUGAAAACUUUGUUCCACCUUUGCUGGAUGCAGUUCUUAUUGAUUACCAGAGGAAUGUUCCAGCUGCCAGAGAACCAGAAGUGCUUAGUACAAUGGCUAUCAUAGUAAACAAGUUGGGGGGACACAUUACUGCUGAAAUACCUCAGAUAUUUGAUGCUGUCUUUGAAUGCACAUUGAAUAUGAUUAAUAAGGACUUUGAAGAGUAUCCUGAACACAGAACAAACUUUUUUUUAUUACUACAAGCAGUAAACUCCCAUUGCUUCCCAGCGUUCCUGGCCAUUCCACCUGCACAGUUCAAACUAGUAUUGGACUCUAUCAUUUGGGCUUUCAAGCAUACAAUGAGAAAUGUUGCAGAUACAGGCCUUCAGAUCCUUUAUACACUUCUACAAAAUGUUGCACAAGAAGAAGCUGCUGCCCAGAGCUUUUAUCAAACUUACUUCUGUGACAUUCUUCAGCACAUUUUUUCUGUUGUAACAGACACAUCUCAUACUGCUGGUUUGACAAUGCAUGCAUCAAUUCUUGCAUACAUGUUCAACUUAGUAGAAGAAGGAAAAAUAAGUACUCCCCUAAAUCCUGGAAAUCCAGUAAACAACCAAAUGUUUAUUCAAGAGUAUGUCGCUAAUCUUCUUAAAUCUGCAUUUCCUCAUCUGCAAGAUGCACAGGUUAAACUGUUUGUAACAGGACUCUUCAGUUUAAAUCAGGAUAUUCCUGCUUUCAAGGAACACCUUCGGGACUUCCUAGUGCAGAUAAAGGAAUUUGCAGGUGAAGACACAUCUGACUUAUUCCUGGAAGAAAGAGAGACAGCUCUUCGACAGGCUCAGGAGGAAAAACACAAACUUCAGAUGUCUGUCCCUGGCAUCCUUAAUCCACAUGAAAUUCCUGAGGAAAUGUGUGAUUAAAAAAAAUAACCAGUUUUGCUGUUUUCUUUCUGUACAGCUGCUUUGUUGUAGAAGAAAACAGGACUUGGAUAUUUGUUGACCAAAAUGAUGCCAAUUUGUAAAUUUAAGAUGUCACCUAGUGGCCCUUUUUUCUUAUGUGUUUUUGUAUAAGAAAUUUUCUGUGAAAUAUCCUUCCAUUGUUUAAGCUUUUUGUUUUGGUCAUCUUUAUUUAGAUUUGCAUGAAGUUGAAAAUUAAGGCAUUUUAAAAAUAAAACACUUCAUGCCCAUUUUGUGGCUAAGAGUAAAAAAAAAAAA